CUUGGCAACAUGGAGACAAAGGCCUGCCCCUUUUUCAUGAGGAUUUCUCCGCGGCCAGCGUUACUUUACGUGUAAUCAAGAUUACUAAAUCGGAUUACGAUACUUUUAUUGUAUUUUAGCUCGUGGUUUUUGGCAGAAGUUGCGUGUGAAAUGGAUGGGUUUCAGCAAGAGACCUGCGGGGAAACUAAAUCGGCCAUUACCAGCUGGCGUUAUCGCCACCAUUUCACGUACAAGGCUGAUCAGGGUAAAAAUAUAAUCGUCCAAUGUAAUCUGUGCCUGCCGAGGGUUAAUCUGCUGUCCACGUCGAAAACCUCCACGUCAAAUCUAAAGAAGCAUUUAGACAGAACACACCUGGGCUGUGAGGCAAGGCCGGAUGCAAAGAGAGGAAGGAUAAAGGAGGAGUACAACGGUGAGGAAAGCAGACACUGUCAGCUUAAAAAACUCAAAGCGGAGAUCAUCUCAAAAUGUCUGACGCAGUCCAAGAUCGAUGACCUCAUCUUCAGCUUUAUUGUGGAGGAUUGUCAGUCUUUCUAUGUGCUGGACCAGCCUGGUUUUCAGAAACUGAUCAGCGGUUUGACAGAGGGGCUAAAGGUCAUGGACAGGGUGAGCCUGUUCGCUAGAGUGGACUAUGGCCUUUCCAGAAUGCGAGAGGACCUGCUUGCCAAGCUCAGAGGCGUCCAGUAUGUAUGCACCACGGCGGACAUCUGGACAGCUAACGACAGGAGCUUCUUUGGCAUGACGUGCCACUGGAUCGACGCAGUGACUCUGGAAAGGAAGUCCGCUGCCCUGGGGUUCCCACGGUUGCAGGAUAUAAUCACGUAUGACUCCCUCGCUGGGCGGAUACACGACACCCAUGUAUCUUACAACAUAGAAAGUAAAGUCCAGACCACGGUCACAGACAACGCCAGCCCUUUUGUCAGCGUCUUCAAAGAGUUUGUUGGGGACAGUCAGGAGAGGGACGAUGAUUUUGGGGUCUUUGAGAAUGUGGGCUCCAUACUUGAGGGUGAGCCAGAGCAGGACAUGCUGUUGUUCUUACCCCCUGUGCAGCGCUGUGCAUCACACAUCUUGGAGCAGAUAGUCGCUGAGGACUUUUGGCAGGCCAUCUCACAGGGGCCCAUGUGUCAGCUGCAUUACAGCUCAAUGACCAAGGUGUUCUCAAUAUGGAGCAAAUGCCACCACCUUCAGGUCGGGAUGAAUGUAGCCGAGGAAAUUGGAAAGAUGGCGCUGGUCGUCCCGGCUGUUAUUCGUUGGAACGUGGAGUACUGCGCCGUGCAGAAGAUCAUCUCUCUCAGUGAGCGGGAGCUGACGGAGCUCUGUGCCCGUCUGGAGGUCCCACGCCUGCAGCCGGAGGAAUCGGCUUUCCUGAAAGAAUACGUAACCGUUUUCCACCCUCUUGCGUUUGCCCUCGAACUUUUCCAGGCUGAGCAGAAAUGUUACCUUGGUCUCGUCAUCCCAACCGUCUUGAGCUUGAAGAACAAGCUGAACGAGCAGAAGGAAGCGGCCAACUACUUCAGCGAAGUCAUCAACAGCAUCGUCAUGGCGAUCGAUGUUCGAUUUCAGGAAGUUUUCUCCAGCACAGAGGCAAGGAUCGCCACGGCAACGACCCCUCAGUUCCGUCUGUGGUGGAUGCCGGCCUCAGAGAAGGAUGAGAUGUGCUCCCUUCUCACCACCGAGGCUUCGGAGGUGGACCCAUGCAACGUAGACGAAACCAACACCAGCCACAACCCAUCCACCAUAGAAUCGGAGGACGACUUCUUCAGCUACGGGUCUCCCAAGACCUCCACCCAAAUCCAGCAGCGAGGAGUGAAGGAAGAGAUCCGCAAGUAUGUUGAGGGAACAGGGAAGAGCCUCGAGUGUCUGCAGGAAUUCCCCAGAGUAAAGCAACUUUUUCUUAAAUACAACACCCCUCUGCCUUCGACGGCCCCCGUCCAGCGCCUCUUCAGCCAGAAGAGCAACCUCAUGACCUCACAAAGAAACUUUCUUACGGAUGACUACUUUGAACGCAUCCAGCUUUUACGAUACAACAGUAACAUCUGUCCUUUGAUAACAGAAUGACUUUUUCCCCACAGCCUUUCAAGUCAUACAGUUAAACCCUAAUACGCUAAGUCAUCGUUAAAUAUUAUGAAUAUCUUAUAUAAGGCACUUUAAGCCAGAUGUAUUUUUACAUGUUUCCAUUUCUUCCUGUUUUUAUAUAUCAAGCAUAAAAGAGACCAACGAUCAUCAUAACACCAUUGGUUCCAACAGUUAGGGAACAAAUAAAAGUCAAAUUUCUCUUUCAUUUUUUUGCCAUCCCUCCCCUAAGUUCACAUGUUGGAUGUUGAGGCUGAAUGUCUGUUCAAAUUUGAGAAUAAAACUGAUUUGGCUGUUCAAACUUUUAUUUUAUUUUUUUGCAUAAGGUAAAAUGUCUUUAGUACUUGUACAAUACCAGGCUAUACUCAAGUGACAAUAAAAAGAAAGGGGGCAUAUUUCCUCAAAUAAUUACAAAGUAGAAAAACUAAUACAGUUAGAUUUGAAUUCAUUUUAAAUUCAUUUUUUUAAAUGAGCAACAGCCUGCUAGGAAGUGAAGAAGAGAGGGAAAAAAAUACUCUAGAUGAAGAAAACAUUUGUGCUAAUCAGGCGUGGUCUUUUAACUACUCUCGUUAUGAGAAAAAUGGUUAAAUGUGCAGUCUGUGGGCAGAGGUGUCAUGUAAAGUACAAAUACUUUGUUACCUUAAGUAGAAAUUUCAGCUAUCUUCACUUUACUGCAGUCAUUUUUUUUUUUUUUUAUUCUACUCAUUACAUUUUUUUUGCAAUCAUCUCUACUUUCUACUCCUUACACUUUAAAAACAAACUCAUUAGUUUUGUUUCAUUUAAGCCAAUUGUUCUUGUGGCCUGUUUGUAUUUAAAGAAAAAUAAAAACCAUCAAAAUAAUUUGUUUAAUCCAGACAAUUAAUUUUGUUGUGGUUGGACUCGGUUCUGCGCCAACUUGUUCACCACAUACCAAAAUAAAUACGUUUUCAAGAGGAUGCAAAGUUAAAUUUGACACUUUUACCAUUAGUUAUAAAACUAAGAAAAUUAAGUUUAAGGAAGUCACCAUCCAGAAUUGUAGGAAAAUCUUUAAUAGGGUGGUACAGUAGCCAGUCUAAGGUUCAAAGCAGCUUUCCUUAUCAUUUAUCCUGCAUUACUUUUAUACUUUAAGUACUAUUAAAAUGGUACUUUCACACUUUUACUUGAGUAAAAAGGUUAAGUUGAUACUCUCACUUCUACAAAAGUGUUUUUAAAUAGAAAGAUUUAUACUUUUUCUUGAGUAAUAAACAUUAACACUUUUGACACCUCUGUCUGUGGAUCCAUCAAACCUGGACUCAAGGUUUGGCAAUAUUCUUCCACAGUAGAUGGCAGUAGCGAGACUACUGACAGCUUAAGCAUCAGAAUAAAAAAGUCUUAAAGUAUGAAGACAAAAUAAAAAAAAUCAAAAGACAGGGGAGCCAAAGAAUAAGGUGAAAAUAAAGGUAAAAGCACAACAGACACCAGAGGCUGCAGACUCACCUCGUGCCUCUGUUAGGGCAGCCAUGCAGAUGCAUAUUGGUUUGUUAGCAGAAGGACUUGAACAUGUAAAGAAAUGUUUACCAAAGGUGCGCCUCAUGCCAAGGGACAGUUCAUUAAACUUUGGCAAUGAUCCAGAACAUGUACGAGUUUAAGCUAAAAUCACAAUAUGGGUCUAAAUGUGCUGAUGGUGGAGGCCUGCAUUCUCUGAGUGCUUUUCUACUUUCAUAUCAGAUCAACAUCUUGCAGACUCACCUGCACCUGCAGGAUGAGAAUUGAAAUAGGCUUAAACUCCAUCAUAAAUAUUAACAGAUGUUGUUUUGUGUUCUAUUCCAACAUUAAAUGAUAUUUUACUAUUCUACAAUAGUGCUUUAAUUUGUUGUUUUUUAUUUUAUGUUUAUAACCCGA
Molecule: messenger RNA, 3930 nt
Organism: Cyprinodon variegatus (sheepshead minnow)
Lineage: Eukaryota; Metazoa; Chordata; Actinopteri; Cyprinodontiformes; Cyprinodontidae
Gene: zbedx
Exons: 2
Coding region: 151-2055 (634 amino acids)
Molecular function (GO): DNA binding
Source: RefSeq, a predicted model, not a curated record